Molecule: messenger RNA, 2096 nt
Organism: Ostrea edulis (European flat oyster)
Lineage: Eukaryota; Metazoa; Mollusca; Bivalvia; Ostreida; Ostreidae
Product: apolipoprotein D-like
Exons: 5
Coding region: 340-906 (188 amino acids)
Molecular function (GO): pigment binding
Source: RefSeq, a predicted model, not a curated record
AAUAGCCAAUGAACGCUUUUGAGUCAUCUAAUCAAAGCACGAUAUAGUAUCGUUUUAUAAUGAAGUUUUCUGUUUCUUGAUGUUCGUUAGAACCGGUGAAUUAAUUACGCCGCAGUUUUCAGUUAUAUAAGUAAUAUAUAUAUAUAUAUAUAUAUAUAUAUAUAUAUAUAUAUAUAUAUAUGGGAUGAUAAGUAAGUAAAUAAAUUAGCAUAACCGCAUAACCUACGUAGGGUAUCAGCAUGAUUGGACUAUGCACAGACAAAACUACAUGUAUAUAUUAAGGGAGCCCAGGCCUCAGUUCUGUCAUAAACCGUGAUCUUUUCAUUAAGUUCGUUCAUCAUGAAGACAGGACAAUUUGUUUGCCUUCUUUUCUGCCUAGGAUAUGUAUCUGCCCAGGUAUUUAAGUUUGGAAGCUGCCCGAAUGUACCAGUACAAAGUGACUUUGACUUAGACCGGUAUUAUGGUACAUGGUAUGAGUUUGAGCGUUAUUUCUUCAUUGCCGAAUCCCUGUUAAAAUGUUCGUCAGCUACUUACUCUUCCAAGCCAGAUGGAACAAUCCAAGUAGUUAACUCCGGGGUCAAUUUUAUUACGGGCCGGGAUUCCUCGGUGACGGGCACCGCCUCAGUUGAUCCUAAAUUCAAUAACACAGCCAAACUGACAGUCGGUUUUGGAGGAUUUUCCAAUGGCCCAUACUGGGUUCUGAAAACGGACUACGACCAGUAUGUAAUAGUAUUUUCCUGUACUAAUAUACUGUUUGGAAGGGCGCACACUGAAAUUAUGUGGAUUCUUACACGUGAAAGAACCGGAAUAACUGAAGAAAUGAAAAAUGACCUCCAUCGAUACAUUAGACAAGUUGGCCUUGACCCCAGUAAACUUUCUCCCACUCAACAGACGAACUGUUCCUAGAUGACAAUCUACGAAGAAUAAUCGUAAUAAUUAUUGGUGUGGAAGCAAAAUUGACCCCAUAAAAAUUAAUGAAUAAAUGUAAUGAUGUAUAAUGUGAUGAAAUUAUUUGAUAUGAUACUAUGUGAAUUGGCCAAGUUGUGUAUCUUUCUAUCAGGUCCAUUGGUUGUUAUACACUCGUAAGGAAUUCACGCGAAUUUUAAACAAAUGAACACUGUAGCCACCAUUCUGUGGAACAAAUAUGAUCUAGAACAUCAAACUAAACGCUGUGUCAAAUGGGUUUUCCUACCGUACAGACAUGUUAGUCGUGUUACAUUUUUAUACAUAAUAAUAACCCUAUGGUACAUGACCUACAAAAGGAAUAAAAGGUCAAUGAACAAUUUCCUCACACGCAUGUGUAUAAAAUCCAAAAUGAUCACAUAAUAAUCAUAGUUGAAACAUUCAAGACAAACUGCCCGAAGUACUAACAGGAACUGAUCGUUGAUUAUUAUGUGAUCAUUUUGGAUUUUAUUCUUUUAAAUUAUUUAACAACUGUGCCGAUUUCUUCUUUCAUUUAUAUCUAUAUCUAUAUAUAUAUCUAUAUAUAUAUAUAUGGACUGUCGGGAUUGUAUUAUUAUAUCUGCGGGAGUUUAAUGUACACACAUGCACACGAAAGUAUGUACACGCUAAUUGAGUUAUGACACCGCUUACUGCAACAGAGUUUAUAAAAAAAAAAUAGAUGUAUGUACAUUUUCAAUGGUUUUGCCUUCGAUAUCUUCAAUAUGAUAUCCAUUUCCUCAUGAAUGUAAACGAUGGGCGUAUGAAUCUUAAUAAAUAUAGUGCGACUAUUUUAAAGGUUGUGAAUAUUCCGAGAAAAAUGAAUGUAAAAAUUAAAUCUAAAAAAUAAUUUUUUAUUUUUGAAAAUACAUCAGUACAUGAACUGCAACGCUUCACGUUGAUAUACGCGAUACCGUGCUUCAUGAAGUAUGCUGGCGUAAAACGCCGCAGUUCAUGUCCGCAUGUAUUUUCAAAUAUGAAAUUUAUUUCUUAAGUAUAUCUAUCUACCUAUUAAGUUUCACAACAGUCAAAUUUACUUUUAUGUUCCGACACUGUGUCCAUAAUAAGCAUUGAUCAAAAAUAGUUAACUCAUCAAUUUCUUAAAACUCAUAUUGUUUUAUGUUUAUGGUCAAAAAUAAAACUAAAAAACAUUUCUA